GACUUUUUUUUAUUUUUGAAGCCGAAUUGUGUAAAUCUGGCAUUUUCGUCAGAAACUUGAGUUAAGGUGGCAACGUCGUCCGUUAUUCCUGAUUCUCUUUCUCAUUGGACAUCUUUGCUUAGGACUAGGACAAUUGUGGAGCUGCCACGGUUGUUUUCUUCUAGAUCAAGAUGGGUGCAUACAAGUAUAUGCAAGAGUUGUACCGCAAGAAGCAGAGCGAUGUUAUGCGAUUUUUGCUCCGUAUGAGGUGUUGGCAAUACCGCCAGCUUCACCGUGUGCAUCGCGCACCCAGGCCAACCAGGCCUGACAAGGCUCGUCGCAUGGGGUACCGUGCUACGCAAGGUUUUGUUAUCUACCGUGUCCGAGUACGUCGUGGUGGUCGCAAGCGCCCAGUUCCUAAGGGUUGCACGUAUGGUAAACCCAAGGGUCAUGGUGUCAAUCACUUGAAACCUACUCGCAACCUCCAAGCGAUUGCUGAGGAACGUGUUGGCCGUCGUUGUGGUGGGCUACGUGUUCUCAACUCAUAUUGGGUUGGACAGGAUUCCACUUUUAAAUUCUACGAAGUUAUCCUCGUUGACACUGCCCACAAGGCCGUUCGUCGCAAUCCCAAGACACAAUGGAUCGUCAACCCUGUACACAAGCAUCGCGAGCUCCGCGGUUUGACGUCAGCAUCCAAGAAAUCUCGGGGUCUUGGAAAGGGACACGGAUUUUGCCAAACAAAUGGUGGAUCAAGGCGGGCUACCUGGAAGAGGCGCAACACUCUCUCUCUUCUCCGCAAACGUUAAAUCGAUCCCAAAUCUUGGUUGUAUCUUGCUCGAGUUGUACGCUUGUUCAAUACAUCUACUUGAUCAGCUCGAAA
This is a messenger RNA of Daphnia magna, 859 nucleotides long. It is a transcript of the gene RpL15, whose product is annotated as 60S ribosomal protein L15. Lineage: Eukaryota; Metazoa; Arthropoda; Branchiopoda; Diplostraca; Daphniidae. Gene Ontology annotation, molecular function: structural constituent of ribosome; RNA binding. The transcript has 5 exons. The coding region runs from base 171 to 785 and encodes 204 amino acids. Gene Ontology annotation, cellular component: cytosolic large ribosomal subunit; ribosome. The record is from RefSeq and is a predicted model, not a curated record. Gene Ontology annotation, biological process: cytoplasmic translation.